This is a messenger RNA of Chilo suppressalis (striped riceborer), 2028 nucleotides long. The record is from the annotation of a GenBank genome assembly. NCBI's taxonomy places the organism in Eukaryota, Metazoa, Arthropoda, Insecta, Lepidoptera, Crambidae.
AUGAAAAUACGUAUCUUGUGGAAAAAUGACAGGUUCCUGUGGGAUUCUGAAAAAACUGAAGUAAACGCCGACGAAGUCACGGGCGCUAGUAAAUGUUUAAAAAAAUAUGGUAAAAUCUCUAGUUAUAAUUUGCUAAAUGAAGAUAAGGCGGUUUUUUUAAAAGAUCACAAUUUUUACCUAGAAAACAAGAAAGACGGGAUAAAUCAAACUAAAUAUUUAAGUAAAAAAUACGGUCAGAUAACGGAUACUACCCAGAAUAUAAUUUGGUUUUUACAAAUAUCUGACAUUCAUAUCAGUAUUUUUCGUGACCCUGGUAGAAUAACACAAUUCCAACAGUUUUGUGACAGCACUGUUAAAAAAAUCAAACCUCUUGUGGUUCUGGCCACAGGUGAUUUGACUGAUGCAAAGGCCAAAGAUAAUUUGGGAAGUUCCCAAGUGGAAAAAGAAUGGAUAUAUUAUCAUAACAUUAUUAAGGAGUCUGGUGUCACAGAAGAAACAUUGUGGUUGGAUAUAAGGGGAAAUCAUGAUAAUUUUAAUAUCAAGACACUUAGUUCACAAGAAAACUAUUUUCGUAAUUAUUCUGUACAAGGGUCUACACAUGUGAAAUCUUAUGUGCACUAUGAAGAUCAAAAUGGAGUGAAUGUAGCAUUUUUAGGAAUUGAUGCAUGUCCUGAGCCAGGUCUUAGGAGACCCUUCAACUUUAUUGGUAUUUUAGAUAUACAAGAACAACAAAAUAUACAGAAAUUAAAAGCUGAAGCUGAUAGUAAAGCUGAUCAUAUAAUUUGGUUUGGUCACUAUCCAACAUCUUGUAUAUUACCUUUGAAAAGGGAUGGUAAACAUUUUGAUUUACGACAAUUGAUUGGCAGCAGUAGAGCCUCACAGGUUUAUGUUUGUGGACAUUUACAUGCUAUGGGUGGUCUGGUACCCAGAAUGUAUACUAAACAGAAAAAAGGUUAUUUAGAACUUGAGCUUGGAGAUUGGAAAGACAACAGAAUGUUUCGCUUAGCAGCAAUUGACCAUGGCAUAUUUUCUUUUGAGGAUCAGAAACAUAAUAAAUGGCCUCUUGUAUUGGUCACUAAUCCAAAACAUGCAAGAUAUGCUAUGUCUGGACGAGAGCCCAUUCAACUGAUUCCAGAUUCCACUCAUAUAAGAAUUCUUGCUUUUAGCGAUGUUGAAAUUGAAAGUGUCAAAAUUUCAUUUGAUAAAAUCAGUUGGAUGAAAUGUAGAGUUACUGAUGGACCUCUUUAUGUGUGUCAUUGGUUACCUAAUCUGUUUAGUAGUGGCAUUCAUUAUUUGUAUGUAACUGUGAUUGAUGAACAUGGCAAAACAGCAGUCAUAGACCAUCCAUUUUCUUUAGACGGAACUUUGGUUAAUUUUGAAGUUACUCCAAGGAUAUUAUUGAUGGUUGAUGCUGGUGCUGUAUUUCAGAGCGUAUUUGCUACACUGCUGGUAAUGAAUGUUCUGCCUCUGGUAAUAUUGAGGCUUCAGAAACGGCCACCGAGAUAUCGCAGGAAAUUAGGGAACUACGUUUUACGGCGAGUAUGGCUACUGAGUAAAAUAGAUAGCUUAUUCUAUCCCAUAGUACUAUACGCUUUGUAUGUGCCAUUUGGACCAUGGGUUGUGGGUGAAUUGAUAGAUGGAUAUGUGGGUGUCAUAUUUGCAUGGGGCAUAAUAAUAAAAGGUGUAUUUUUACCAGAACCUUUUACCUACAUGUAUGGAAGUGUUCAGUUGAUGUUUGUGCAAUUACCACUAAUAUUGGUUCUGGCAUACUGUUUAGACACUCGGUUAUUUAGCCCUAAUACACGAAGAGUGAAAAGGUUGUUAAAGAAUAUGCCAUUCAUAUUUUUACUGUCUAUUCAGUUUCUUCUAGCAUAUUUCUUUUGGUUAGAGUAUGGUACAAUGGCUUUUUUGUUGGGACCACUUAGAACAUGGAGUGUGUUUUUGAGUAUACUGCUAUGGUAUAAAAUAUGGACUCUGCCUCCUGAUUAUUGCAGAAAAUUGAUGAAUUUAAAUGACAUGCCGUCAUAG